GAAAGGAGAGGAAGAGAGGAAGGAGAAAAAGAAAACAGGAAACCAAAAAGCAAUUGAAGAAGGUAGCGUCGGAAAUGAUUCUUGUGCUUUCGAGAGAGUGACUGAAGCUAAAAAACAUGGGUUAGAGGAGUUUUUUUUGUUGAUCAUCUGUAAAUAUAUAAGUUCUGGUUUAGUUUUGUGGGUUGAAUUAUCUGCGAAAUUCUCCGAUCUUGUGACAUUGGGGUUGAAUUUUCUGCAAAUUUGGAGGAAUUGUGGCUCAAAUUUUGGAUAUUUUGUGGGUCUUGAAGGAAAGUGAUGGUGAUUUUUGAGGAAUACUGGUGCUCUGAAGGUUCUUUUAUGACUAAACUUUUCAGCGGAGGUUGAUUGUGCAUGCUUAGUGAUGUGGGGAUUUUACAGUACAGAGUUGCCAAAGAUGCAGAAGCUUUAUGUUUAUUGAAUUCCUCUUGACAUGGUUUCUAAGAUAUGGUGUUGCAGAAAAGGUUAGACUAUGGAUUUAAUGGUUAUCAGGUGCCUCCCACUCCUCGAGGAGCUAGAUCAGCCAGGAGAAGGGGUAUAAACAGAAGAAUAACUGAUGAUAGCCAGAUGUGUGCAUUUGACUUGUUGGCUACUCUAGCUGGCAAGCUACUCUUGGAGGGGGAAAGCUCUCCUAGUUCUACGGAUAUGGGUAGUAGUGGUAAAGAUCAAUAUGAAGCUAGCAAAAGUUUGGCUAAGGAGGGAAUGCUGGAAGAAAAUAAGCAUGUCAGCAACUUUUCUAAUCAGGACUGUAGCGAUAGGAGUUUCAUUGUUUCUGAGCUAGUCUUACAGGCUCCCAGUUUGAAUAACUGUCCGAAGGAGCUUGCACACACUCAAAAUGAUGCUUGUUCAGGACCAACAUCCGCAAUAACAACUUCUGAGUGCUCUGAGAAGGUUGGAUCUGCUGAACGUUUAAUUAGUGAUCAAAGCAAUUUUCAACAUGGAAAAGCAGAUAUUGAGCUGUUUGGUUGCAGGGUUUCUCCUGGUUGUAAAUUAGAUGGUGAAAAAAAAAGACAGAUAAAGGUUGAGCCAAAUGAUUUGAAGUUGUCAAUUUGUGCAAGGGAUGACAUUUACAAUUCUGAGUCUCCAAUAGCUUGGGACAGAAAACCUUCCUGUCUUGUGAGCUCAGAUGAGAGUGUGAAAUCCUUGUCCAGGGACCAUAUACCUAGUGGGUCUCUCCCCCACAACCGGGAGAAUGUAAAUUUAGUUACUAGAGAUGAUGACGAAAACUCUUCUGGGUGUACCCAACCCAGCACUGUAAAUAAUGCCUUCAGGCCAUCAUCCCAUAUUGGAGAUCGCAGAAUCCGUAAAUUACUGGCAUCUAAAUAUUGGAAAGUAACUCCAAACCUGAAGGACGGGGAACAUUUUAAAACUGUGAUGUCAUCAGAUGCUGACAUGAAGUAUGUUCAUCACGAUGGGAAGAAUGGUUUCAAGCGCCAAAGAUCUCAAAGGGAUUUCCCAUUUAAAAAGAGGAAGCUGUAUCAUUGCAGUUCAUUAUCCAACUUGGAUGGAGACAUUUGUACUGAUGAAAUGUAUAAUUCACCAGGGAAAUUCUCUAAUAGAGAUGCUUGUGCUUCAAUGUUGCCAAAAGUAACAGGGCCAUCAAUUUCUGGAGCAAGUGAACAUGCAGCAUUCAAGUCUAAGGACUCCCAAGUUAAGCUAAAGAUCAAGUCUUUCAGGGUUCCAGAAUUCUUUAUCGAGAUUCCAGAAACUGCAACUGUUGGUUCUUUGAAGAAAACAGUUAUGGAGGCAGUUACUGCAAUACUUAGCGGUGAAUUGCGUGUUGGUGUACUUCUUCAGGGUAAGAAGAUCAGAGAUGAUAACAAAACUUUAUUGCAGACUGGAAUUUCCCAUGAUAACAAGCUAGAUGCUCUGGGUUUUACCUUGGAGCCAAACCUUUCUCAAGCUCCCCCACCUGUGUCUCUAGAAGAUCACCCAUUUCUACUUUCUUGUGAUAGCCCACAACCACUAUCAAGGUAUCCACCUACUCCAAGUACAACUGCUAAUGCUGCACCGCUUCGGGGGACUUCAGAUGCCUUGCCAGAUCCUCCAGGAACAAAUUUCAGCAACUUGGUUGAAAGUGAUCAUGAUUCGGCUCCCUCCCCUCCUGAAAUGUCAUUGGAGAAAAGCACAGUGGAUUCUAGAGCAUUAGUUGCUGUUCAAGCUAUGAACGUGGAGGCCCUAAGUGUGGUUCCUAUGCGGAAGUCGAAGCGAUCGGAGGCUGCACAGCGUCGCAUUCGUAGACCAUUCUCUGUUUCUGAAGUUGAAGCUCUAGUACAGGCUGUUGAGAAGCUUGGCACGGGAAGAUGGCGUGAUGUUAAGUUGCGAGCUUUUGACAAUGCCAAACACAGAACUUAUGUUGAUCUGAAGGAUAAGUGGAAAACACUGGUGCACACAGCAAGAAUAUCUCCUCAACAAAGGAGAGGCGAGCCUGUGCCCCAGGAGCUGUUGGACAGAGUCCUGACUGCCCAUGCUUACUGGUCACAGCAGCAAGUCAAGCCACAGUUCAAACAGCAAUCUGAGGCUUGCCGCCUUCUGAGUACCUAACACAGCAUACAGGGGGAACAGCAAUAGCAAAAUAGAAGGCCUUAGAGAGGGGUUUUCUAAUUGAUUUUCUCGUUAAUACAACUAUGUAAAAAGUAUGACCACUGUAGUUUCCUGCAUGGGGAGGUUUGUCACUUUUUGUAAAUGGUUGAUAUAAUAAGAGCUCUCGCUAACAGAAACAUUUUAGUGCCUAGAUAUUGCAUUUUGAUAAUGCUCAGUUAGUUUACGAGGAUAAUUAUUUCUUAGGUUGGGAGGUGUCCAUUGUUUGUAGCAUAUAUUCCAUUGUAAAUUUGUUAUGAUGCGAGACUUCAUCUGUUAUUAAAGAAUCAUGGGGAGUGUCUGUUUAUCCUUGAAA
Molecule: messenger RNA, 2911 nt
Organism: Coffea eugenioides
Lineage: Eukaryota; Viridiplantae; Streptophyta; Magnoliopsida; Gentianales; Rubiaceae
Product: telomere repeat-binding protein 1
Exons: 10
Coding region: 463-2559 (698 amino acids)
Molecular function (GO): protein binding
Source: RefSeq, a predicted model, not a curated record